This is a messenger RNA of Drosophila melanogaster (fruit fly), 759 nucleotides long. RefSeq names its product outer dynein arm dynein axonemal light chain 1 (gene ODA-Dnal1). The record is from RefSeq and is marked reviewed. Lineage: Eukaryota; Metazoa; Arthropoda; Insecta; Diptera; Drosophilidae. The coding region runs from base 127 to 693 and encodes 188 amino acids. The transcript has 3 exons. Gene Ontology annotation, cellular component: axoneme.
CACAAACAAAGUUUACCCCCAUGGAUAUUUGCUCGUUUCUUACUUCACCUUGGCAACGUGGAAGUUUGUUUGGUUUUUACCAAUUUUCUUGUCCAAUGAGUAAAAGUUGUUCGGCACAGCAACAUCAUGUCCAAAGCCACCACAAUUAAGGAGGCUCUGAAGCGCUGGGAGGAGCGGGAGCAGCAAAAUUCCCUGACUGCCAAGGUUAUUGAUCUGCAAUUCCAGUGGCCACCCAUCGAGAAAAUGGACAGCACAUUGGGUACGCUGGUGCAGUGCGAGAGAAUCAGUAUGUCCACGAAUAUGAUUGAGAAGAUAUUCGGCUUAUCGGGCAUGAAGUGCCUCAAGGUAUUGUCCUUAUCACGGAACUACAUUAAGCAGAUAUCCGGGCUGGAAGCGGUGGCUGAAACUCUGGAGGAGCUGUGGCUCAGCUACAACCUAAUCGAGAAAAUUAAGGGUUUGACUGGUCUGAAAUGCCUGAAGGUGCUCUAUAUAAGCAACAAUUUGAUCAAGGACUGGUCGGAAUUCAAUCGCCUGGCCGAGAUCGAAUCUCUCGAAGAUCUAGUGGUGGUAGGAAAUCCCCUAUCCGAGGGAUUGGACGAGCCCACUUGGCGGGCGGAGUGCAUCAAGAGGCUGCCCACCAUCCGCAAACUGGACGGAGAACCAGUCGUGCUCAACGAGGAGCCGCAGCUUUAAGUCUGAUGGCCAUUCGGUUUAUAUGGAUGACGGAGAGAUUGGGUUUUCCAUGCGAACUUUCAUAGC